This is a messenger RNA of Argentina anserina (silverweed cinquefoil), 706 nucleotides long. RefSeq lists its product as uncharacterized. Gene Ontology annotation, molecular function: electron transfer activity. The transcript has 2 exons. The coding region runs from base 54 to 572 and encodes 172 amino acids. Lineage: Eukaryota; Viridiplantae; Streptophyta; Magnoliopsida; Rosales; Rosaceae. The record is from RefSeq and is a predicted model, not a curated record.
UUUACCUCCUCACCUCUGUUAUUCCAAGUACUGUUUGCAUUUCAUACAGAAAUAUGGGUUCCAAGUUAGCACAAACACUUUUUGCGAUGCUGCUAAUAAUUGCCUCAAUGAUGGCAGCUAGCACAGCCAACAAGGAUUGGCAGCAGCGGAACUACACUGGCUGGGGAUUCAAUCAUGGUCCAUAUCACCUCAACAAGACAGAAGGACCCAACAAGAUCAUUGUUGGUGGCUCGGAAAAAUGGCAUUACGGUUUCAACUAUGCAGAUUGGUCUCUGAAAAAUGCCUCAUUUUACGUCAAGGACACUCUAGUUUUCAAGUAUGAUCCACCAACCAACUCCACAGGUCCUCACAGCGUGUACUUGCUACCAAACCUCUGGAGCUUCAUACACUGCGACUUAAGCCAGGCCAAGAUGAUCGGAAGUCCGACACAAGGAGGCGGAAAUGGUUUUGAAUUUGUGCUCAAGAGCUGGCAGCCUUACUACUUCGCUUGCGGUGAGCACGGUGGCGCUCAUUGUAAAGAUGGAAUGAUGAGGUUCUUCGUCUUCCCAAAGCUUCGCGGCUGGCAUUAUUGAGAGUUUGAGAUGAGAAUGCCUUGACUUCGUUUCUGGAGAUGGUUUUUUAGUAUUAGAUAAAUAUGCCUUUGAGCAAAUAACAAAACUUUGCAUUAAGUUUUUUCAUAUUGUACGUACAACGUACUGGCUUUAUA